This is a messenger RNA of Lutzomyia longipalpis, 1659 nucleotides long. RefSeq names its product UDP-glycosyltransferase UGT5-like. The record is from RefSeq and is a predicted model, not a curated record. NCBI's taxonomy places the organism in Eukaryota, Metazoa, Arthropoda, Insecta, Diptera, Psychodidae. The transcript is spliced from 4 exons. Bases 61 to 1608 code for a protein of 515 amino acids. Gene Ontology annotation, molecular function: UDP-glycosyltransferase activity.
AGUUUCACAUGAACAAUUGAGAGAAAAAGUAGUUCUUUGGGGCAAAAUUUUGAAGUGAUCAUGAGGAUAUUUUUGAUUUUCUUACUCCCUGGAAUAGUUCAGUGCGCGAAUAUUUUAUUUCUCGAAGGAGUUCCUAGUCCGAGUCAUCAUGUUUGGAUGAGGACACUGAUCUAUGCUCUAGCUGAGAGAGGGCACAACAUUACAUCAAUAUCAGUGGACAUUGAGGAGAAUGCUCCAAAAAAUGUUCAUUACCUUCAUUUAGAUAGAGUUUAUGAGGUCUUGUACGAUGGUUCUGGUGAUAUGAACUACGUUGAAUUGGGAAGAUCAAAUGUUUUUAUGAAAAUUCUUGUUUAUGUGGCUUUUACAAUGAGAGCACUGCAAGGAAGCGCAAUUUCAACUGGAUAUCAAAAACUUCUGAAUUAUCCUGAUGACUUUAAGUUUGAUCUGAUCAUCAACGACUUUACUGCGGGUCCGAUUCUUCUUCCAUUUGCAACUAAAUUUCAAAAUGUUCCCAUUAUUGGAGCUUCAGCUCACUACUCAGUUAGUUUCGCCCUUCCACUUGUCGGAGGAGUCGCAACACCUUCAUACGUUCCCUACAUCUUCUUCGCAUCCGAUUUGACUUCAUUCAAAGAUCGCCUAACUAACUUUGUUGCACUUUACGUGGACUACUUCAUCAGAGAUUACUACAUCGCUCCUAAAAUUCACAGUACGCUUGGGAAAGAUUUCCCAAACUUAAAAGAUGUCACAGAGUUGGACAAAUUGACCAAAAUUGUUCUGCUGAAUAAGGAUUCAUCUAUUGGUGUUCCUGAACAAUCCUUACCCAACGUUGUCUUUGUUGGAGGAAUGCAGAUUCGGAGAAUUAAUGAUCUUCCAAAGAAUAUCCUUUCAAUCAUGAACGAAGCAAAGAAAGGCGUUGUUAUAUUUUCUUUGGGUACCAACGUAAUGAGCGAUAUGCUCAACAAUGAUUGCUUUACGGAGAUUUUGGAAGCCUUCAGAGCUCUACCAGACUACACGUUUCUAUUCAAAACUGACGUGGAGAAAUUUCCAGUGGACUUACCGAAGAAUGUUGUCUCAAUUAAAUGGUUGCCUCAAAAUGACGUCUUAGCUCAUCCAAAAGUGAAACUCUUUAUCACUCACUGUGGACUACUCAGCGUCCAAGAAGCCCUCUGGCAUGGAGUUCCCAUGAUAGGAAUUCCAAUAAUUUCGGAACAAUUUGAUAAUAUUAGAAUGUUGGUGAGAGAUGGACUUGGAGAGCAUCAAGACCUCAUUACGAUUGAACGUCAUGCCUUUCAGCGGCUCAUAGAACGGGUACUAAAGAAUCCGAAGUACGGAGAAAAUGCAAAGGCGCGAUCUAGCGCUGUACGAGAUCAGAAGGAGUCUCCUCUGGAGAGAGCAGUAUGGUGGACUGAAUACGUUCUUCGACAUCCCAACAUGACUCACAUGAGGUCUGAUUCUGUAGAUAAAGGAUUCAUUCAGAGACAUUCAUGGGAUAUCGUUGUAUUCAUCUACACAAUUCUUCUUAUUCUUUUGUACAUAAUUUAUAAGAUUGCCUUCAAAAUUUUACGGAAGUUUGCAGGCAAAGAAGUAAAGAAGCAUAAGAAACAAUAAAACUAGCCGAUUAUCCUUAAUUUUACUAGCCUGUUAAAUUAAUAAAACCAC